AUGCUAUCUGUUCCUUAUCCAGACCCGGCUACUCGGCAAUUGGGUUACUGGGGUCCAGUCUCUUCUACCAUUGAUUGGUGUGAACAAAACUACGUGGUCUCAAAAUAUAUCGCAGAAUGGUCAAACACUCUAUCUAAUCUAGCAUAUCUCUUUGUUUCGUUGCAUUUGAUCAGAUCUGCAUUCAAACUACACUUGGAAUCAAGAUUCAUCAUAAUGUCCCUAGGCUUCGCCCUAGUGGGUAUAGGGUCUUGGUGGUUCCAUAUGACUUUGUUAUACCACUAUCAACUAUUGGAUGAAUUGCCUAUGAUUUAUGCCACUGCAAUCCCUACUUGGUCCAUGGUUUCGGAAUUAUUGAUUGCCAAGAAUAAACGAAGCUCCAUUUCUCCACGUUUUAUUGAAAUUUCAUUAGCAUUAUUUCUUACUUUUCUUAUCGUGGCAUUAACGUAUAUCUAUUUGGUCUUCAAAACUCCCAUAAUUCAUCAAUUUGUUUAUGCGUUGUUAAAUGCAUCCGUAGUAUUCACUUCCAAUUAUUUAACGUAUUAUCAUGUCCCACGCUAUCUACGCUACCCACUAUACAGAUGUAUGAUCCUGGGUACCAUCCUUUUCGCAAUAGGUUUUAUUUGCUGGAACUUGGAUAUUCACUUGUGUCCUCUUUGGAUCUACUAUCGUACUGUAUACCUCAAUCUCCCUUGGGGGACAUUCUUGGAAUUUCAUGCCUGGUGGCAUAUCUUUACCGCCGUUGGUGUAUAUUACUACGUGAUUUUCUUACAAUAUCUCAGAUCAUUGACUCAUUCGAAAAAUGCUACUUUGAUUUGGAGGUAUUCCUUCAUACCUGAUUUAGUUCCAUGGAAGGCCGAAUUAAAAGAGAAGGAUAUUUAA
This is a messenger RNA of Henningerozyma blattae CBS 6284, 879 nucleotides long. RefSeq names its product ceramidase. Gene Ontology annotation, biological process: ceramide catabolic process; ceramide biosynthetic process. Lineage: Eukaryota; Fungi; Ascomycota; Saccharomycetes; Saccharomycetales; Saccharomycetaceae. The transcript has a single exon. The coding region runs from base 1 to 879 and encodes 292 amino acids. The record is from RefSeq and is a predicted model, not a curated record. Gene Ontology annotation, cellular component: endoplasmic reticulum membrane.